This is a messenger RNA of Eremothecium gossypii ATCC 10895, 417 nucleotides long. RefSeq names its product Got1p (gene GOT1). The record is from RefSeq and is marked provisional. Gene Ontology annotation, cellular component: endoplasmic reticulum; Golgi cis cisterna; Golgi membrane. The coding region runs from base 1 to 417 and encodes 138 amino acids. NCBI's taxonomy places the organism in Eukaryota, Fungi, Ascomycota, Saccharomycetes, Saccharomycetales, Saccharomycetaceae. The transcript has 2 exons. Gene Ontology annotation, biological process: endoplasmic reticulum to Golgi vesicle-mediated transport; retrograde transport, endosome to Golgi.
AUGUGGUUGACUGAGUCGCAGAAAUUCGGGGUUGCGUUUACGUUCGGAGGCUGCUUGUUCUUCCUGUUCGGAAUGUUCACACUGUUCGACCGUGCGUUACUGACGCUGGGGAAUAUCCUUUUCUUGAUUGGGGUCCUGCUGAUCAUUGGGCCGGCUCGGACAUAUACGUUCUUUGCGCGGCCGGCAAGCCGGCGCGGAUCGAUCCUGUUUGUGGUGGGACUGACGUUGAUUCUGUUUAAGUGGACGUUCACCGGGUUUGUUCUGGAGUCGUUGGGGAUUGUGGGGCUGUUUGGGAACUUCUUUUCGGUCAUUGUGCAGUUCCUGCGGUCGCUGCCGGUGGUGGGGCCUUUGCUGUCGCACCCGGCGGUGGCGCCUGUGGUGGACCGGUUGGCCGGGCUGCGGGUGCUGCCGGUGUAG